Hydra vulgaris (swiftwater hydra) is the source of this 2229-nucleotide messenger RNA. Lineage: Eukaryota; Metazoa; Cnidaria; Hydrozoa; Anthoathecata; Hydridae. The record is from RefSeq and is a predicted model, not a curated record.
AUGAUUAUUUUUAGUUAAGGAUUAAACUUAAUGUUACCGGAACAAUGGUCAGACAAAAAGAAAUUCAAAAAACAAUGAAAAAGCUAGAAAGCACGUGAUCAGCAUAGUGGUCAGAUAUGAUAUGAGCGCCAAUAAUGUUUUAUUGGUCAUAUUUUAGUUGUCGGAGCUGAAGGAAUAUUUUUAGGUUUGUUUUAUUCAAUUUAUUUAGACCAAGUCUGUUUAUCUGAUAUGCAAGUUGCACUCGGUAGCAUAAAGGAAGAACAAUAAGAUUUUAUUUUAAAAAAAGUUUGUUAUGUUUCAUAAAAGUCAAACAGAUUGUAGAAUAAAACUUUGAGUGGGAGAUUUAAACAUUUUAUUUGCAUGGCUGAAUUGAAGGUUUUAUUUGCAAAUUAAAGACAUUUUAUUUGCUUGGCUUAAUUGUAUGGCUGAAACGAAGAAUUGCAAUGCAAUUCUUUGUUUUAUAUUUAAUUUAGUUCAAAUUUUUUGAUGUGAUUCUUCGUUUUAUAUUUAAUUUCAUUUAUGCGAUUUGUGGAGCUCUUAGUUUGUUUUUUUAUCUAAUUUUAUUUAUGUGGUUUGGUAGAAAUAUUCGUUUUAUAUUAAGUUUAAAUUUCCAAGAUGAUUUGUGAUAAGCACAAUAAAAACCACCACCACAACAACAAAAACUGCAUUAAUCACAUUUUCUUGGAGCAAUGUUUUGACAAUUUGUCCUAAAAGUUGCAUGAAAAGAUAAUACUUUUUUUUGUUUAAAAUCAAUUAGGCACAUAUCUUUGUUUUAACAGUUCAAUCCUUGUGUUCUUUGUAAAAUUUAAUGCAAUCACAAAUACUUUUUUAACAAAGGUGUGACUUUAAUGGUGCACAAAACGAUCGAAGAAUUAUGCCCUUGGCAAAGCGAGCCUUGCAAGCACUAACAUUCAUAUAGUCAGGAGUCAGUUAAGAAAAAGUUUGAAAUUGUAAAAUCUAUAUGUUCUUCACAACCAAACGGUGUAUCAUGUAACCAGAUUUUGGUGUGGUAAUUGGUUGAUUGAUGCUUCUGUUGACUUACAGGGUUUUACAAAGUUAUAAGUGCACGUUUGCAAGUUAUAAGUGCACGUUUGCAAAGUUAUAAGUGCAUUUAUAAAGUUAAUUUUAACUCUUAUAUUUUAAAUAUCAAUGGAAAGAAAAGUAUGGAAAACAAUUACAGAAGAAACUAAAAAUACGAUUAUUUCAAUGAGAAAUUGUGAAAAAUAUUCAAUCAAGGAAAUAUCCAACGCUUGUAAUUUAACUCGAAAUGCUGUUAGUCGUGUUAUAAAAAAUAGUGAUAAUAAUAUACCCUUCACGUCAUCUACAGCAAAAAGAAAAGAAACGUAUAAAAUCAAAAGUGCUAUAAAUACAAACAUUGAACAGACAAUAUUUAAUUCCGUGGUCUGUAACAAUGCCGUAAUUCAAAAAGAAAUUCAAACGCAAAUUUUAGAACAACGUGGUAAAAACGUUUCAAUCUCGUUUGUUUCCCGUAAAUUAAAGAAAUUAGAUUUGACACGAAAAAGAUUAGCAAUCAUUCCUCAAGAAAGAAACACCAUGGAAAGAAUAAAUCAGAGAUCAAUUUUUGCGGCAGAAGUUGCUAGAAUUAAUGAUUCAAAUUUGGUUUUUUUAGACAAAACCGGAUUCAAUAAACAUACAGUGCGCUCAUAUGGCUAUUCUCCAAAAGAUACAAAAGCGUACUUGACAGUUCCUGCAAAUAAAGAACAAAAUGUUAGCCUCAUGUGCUUAAUUUCCAAUUUAGGAGUUGAAUGUUACCAAUACAAAAGCGGCGCAUACAAUACACAAUCAUUUAUUGAUUUCAUCAACAACAAACUAGUACCAUUCAUUGCAGUAAAUCCAAAUAAAAUUCUUAUCCUAGAUAAUGCAAAAUUUCAUAAAGCAGCUGCAGUACUUCAAUUACUAAGAGAAAAAAAUAUUACUCCCUAGUUUUUAGUACCAUACUCCCCUGAAUUGAACCCAAUCAAAGGGUUCUUUUCAAUGUUAAAAAUCCAAUUUCAAAUUCACGAGAAAUGCUAAUCCCGAUAUGACUGUUGAAGAAACUCUAGAAUAUAUUUUAUCACCUGAUAAUAAUUAUAGUCAACAGUGCAAUGCCUUUUAUAUAAAUAUGAGAAAAUGGUUGGAAAAGGCAAUAAGAAGAGAAGAAUUUAUCUAAUUAAAAUAUUUAAAAUGAUUUGUUUAUUUUUUUUAAUAAUGUAUAUUUUUGCAUGCCUU